This is a messenger RNA of Amborella trichopoda, 1111 nucleotides long. RefSeq names its product mini zinc finger protein 1. NCBI's taxonomy places the organism in Eukaryota, Viridiplantae, Streptophyta, Magnoliopsida, Amborellales, Amborellaceae. Gene Ontology annotation, biological process: regulation of developmental process; regulation of DNA-templated transcription. The record is from RefSeq and is a predicted model, not a curated record. Gene Ontology annotation, cellular component: nucleus. Gene Ontology annotation, molecular function: transcription cis-regulatory region binding; DNA-binding transcription factor activity.
GGUUUGUAGAACAUGCCGGUUUUUCUAUUUCUAUUCUAGGUAUAGUUAGGGGCAAAUCAACGAUCUCUAGCAAAGAUUGAGAUGUCUAAACGAAUGAGAUGUAAACUUAAGUGAUUACAAAUAUUUUCUUUUCUUAUUUUCGUUUAUUUUGUCAUUUUUUUUAGGCACAAAUUUUCAAAAAAUGCACGAGGAAUUGGAGAGAGAAAGCAAUUGUAGUUAUGGUGAUGCAUAAAUAAGAACCAUAAGAGAGAGAGAGAUACCAAUUGUAGAUACGGUUAUGCAUAAAUAAGAACCAUAGGGCUGCAUAGCCAAGUUGUGAGGGGUGAAGUGUGAACACACUCCCGGAGAGUGAGAGGCCUCAUUUGAAGGUAAAUCCUGAAACCCCUUACCAUUCCUAUCCCUUUUCAUUCUCCUCCAAAAUCGGUGAGAGAGAGAGUGAGUGAGACCGAUUGAAGUCGAAGGCCUUAGAGUCUUCACUGAGAGGAUCAAACCAGUAACUCAAGGUAGGUUUCCCACCAUGAGGCGCCAGGAAUCAUCUUCUCGGAGGAACGAAACCCAUGUCCGGAGCUCUGGGCAGUGCACCCGAAGAAAGUGCGUUCGAUACGCAGAGUGCCAGAAGAACCACGCCGCUAAUAUCGGUGGCUAUGCCCUAGAUGGUUGCAGAGAAUUCAUGGCUAGUGGUGAAGAAGGCACAAGUGAAGCCCUAAAAUGUGCAGCUUGUGGCUGCCACAGAAACUUUCACAAGAGAGAAGAAGAGGGAGUGGGUAUUUGUGAAUGCCCUCCAAGCUCCACAACAAGAUAAAUUAGGGUUUCUCCAAACCCUAGAAAUCCCUAAACUCCCUCUAAGUAAGAAAAUCCUAGUGUUUGAUUUUGACUUUUCAUGUUGGGUUAGAUGAAAAAUCUUAUUUUGAAAAAAAAAAUUCUUGAUUUGCAUUACUAUGUUUAGCGUGGUGCUUGUAUAUUCAUCACAGUUGUGUUUUAGGUAAAAUAGAGAGAUCGGGUAGUUUUUGUUUUUUUUUAAAUAUUUUGAGCUUAGUUAUGUGAAUAUGAACAAAAUAUGUGAAGCUUCAUUGUUGUGAUUCGAUAAAGGAGAUGGAUUUGCUUCUCUAAA